Molecule: messenger RNA, 940 nt
Organism: Arabidopsis lyrata subsp. lyrata
Lineage: Eukaryota; Viridiplantae; Streptophyta; Magnoliopsida; Brassicales; Brassicaceae
Product: zinc finger BED domain-containing protein RICESLEEPER 2
Exons: 3
Coding region: 1-528 (175 amino acids)
Molecular function (GO): protein dimerization activity
Source: RefSeq, a predicted model, not a curated record
AUGGAGUCGGAAUCAGAAAACAACAAUGAUGACAAUCUUGGUCAAGAGAUUGAUAGAGAAGAAGAUGGUCCACCUCCCUCUUCAGUUGGAGGAAAAAGAACCAAAUCUCAGAGAUCAAGUUCUGAGACUGCAAAUGAAGAAGCUAGUAGUGAACUUGACAUUUACUUGCUUGAGAAACAAGUGCCAAGAACUACAAAUGGUUUGGGAUUGGAUUAUGAUGUCUUAAGCUGGUGGAGGAAGAACAGUUCUAAAUUCCCAAUCUUAUCAGAGUUAGCAAGAGAUGUGCUUGCCAUUCAGGUCUCCUCUGUGGCUUCAGAGUCUGCAUUCAGCACCAGUGGUCGUAUUUUGGACCCUUUCCGAAGUUGCUUGUCACCACACAUGGUUGAAUCAUUGAUUUGCACUCAACAAUGGCUUAGAAAUACCAUUCAUGAGGAGAAGUUAGCAAACUUGGUUCAAAUGUUUGAAGAAUUGGAGUUUCAUGAGUCUUUAGGUUCACAGACUCAUGCCCAAUCAUCAGUUGGCCCUUGAAUUGGAGUUGGAAAUUGAGGUACACUCGAUCUUUUACUUUAGUCUUUCAUUAACAAGUCAGUUUUGUUUUUUUCUUAUUUUUCUGCCUAACAGACAAGGUGACGACAAACACAUAUGAUCUUCAAGGUUUAAAGGCUUGUCUCUUUCUCUCUCUAUUUUUGAUUUUUGAACAACAAACUCUUUCUCUUUUGGCGUCAGGAGAACAAUGACAACAUACCAAAUGCAUCCAUGCUCUAUAGUAACUUAGGCGUAAUGGAUCAUUGGUUUUUUGUCAUUCCUUUCAGGUUAAUUGUUUUUUGGAAGAUCUUAUGUAUCUAUUGUAUUUCAUUUAUGUCAAGUUAUUGAGUUGUUGUUGUAUAUUCAUGAUGAAUGCUCUGAAUUUGUAAUAAUUUUAAUUUUCUUCUUUUUGGUA